Necator americanus (New World hookworm) is the source of this 1890-nucleotide messenger RNA. RefSeq lists its product as uncharacterized. The record is from RefSeq and is a predicted model, not a curated record. Gene Ontology annotation, molecular function: protein binding. NCBI's taxonomy places the organism in Eukaryota, Metazoa, Nematoda, Chromadorea, Rhabditida, Ancylostomatidae. The coding region runs from base 1 to 1890 and encodes 629 amino acids. The transcript has 14 exons.
AUGGGCUUUGGCGAUGUGCUAGACGACAGCACCUUUUUGCAAUGUAUGGGAAUCUUUCGCCGUAUAACAGUGAAGAGAGGACGUGUUUGCGUCGAUGGUCUAAUUUUCAUUAUGUCUGGAGCGCAGGGAGACAUCAUGGUUGGUAAUGUAAAAAGCCUAGUUGAUCGCUUAUCAAAGGACUUUUCGGGAACUAGGCCUCCUCUGUCCCUUCAUGAACCGAGGAAAGUGUUAACUACGAAAGCGAGUCCACCUGUACAUCAUGUUAUAACAACAUUUGCAUAUACUGCUGCGCAGGAUGACGAGCUUACUUUGGAAUUAGGCGAUGUUGUGGAGGUAUUGGAAGAAGUAGAGGAUGGUUGGAGUCGUGGCCGUCAGUUGCGGACUGGACUUGUCGGGAUGUUCCCCACUAAUUUCGUGAAACCUGACGUUGCAUCAACAGUAACUUCUGGUCGGGAGGAGGAGAAAGUGGUGAUCAGACACACCGGUGAAUCAGAUUUACCAGAAGCCAACAGAAGGACUCCUUCUGUUGUUGGAGGAGUGAACGUCCUAAGCAACAAAAUUCCUCAUAUCGAAACAAAGGAUGAACCAAGAACUAAAGAAAUGGCUCGAGUGAAAUUUGAGUAUGAGCCCCAACACAGCGACGAGCUUCGGUUAGGAGAAGUUGGACAACUAAUCACCAUUAUUCGGAAAGACUGCGGAGAUGCUGGAUGGUUUGAAGGGGAAAUCAGUGGUCGACGUGGCUUGUUCCCGGACAAUUUUGUUGAAAUUGUUCAAGUGCCAAUAAAUACUCAGUCUGGUGUUAUCUACCAUCCGCUUUCUGCGCAGCAUUCGAAAAUGAUAGCUAAGCCACCUGCAGUGAAUCCCGCUGGGAUUAUUCCUCCAGCGGUACCUGCUAAACCUUUGAAGCAGAAAUUAUCCGAGAGUUCUACUUCUUUGAACGGUGCUGGAACAUCGCCUCCUUCUUCCAAUGCUACUCCUAGUCCUACGCCUGUUUUGCCAUCUCAAGUGAAGCAGCAUAAUUCAGCCUUUGCUGCAGCUCGAGAUCGAAUAUCGAAAGAUCUUAUCGUUGGACAGCCGGGUCAAGUGUCUUCAAAAUUAACCAAAUCUGUGAUAAUUCCCUCUGCAUCCGAGUCUAGUGCAACAGCUAGACCCACAAGCACUAUUGAAUCAGAAGAAGUGUCUGAUGAUAUCGCCAGUCCGCUAAAUCAUGUGACGAAAACUAGAGUUCGUCCGCCAGGGAAGCGGCCUGUUAGCAUGCUGUUGAUUAAGAAGAAAGGGUCCAUGGAUAAUCUUCUGGAAAGCCCCACUCAAUUAGCCUCGUCUGAUCUUAAGGAAAGAAAUACUUUCUGCAGUCCGACUUCCCCAUCUUCGGCUUCUCCGACUUCACAUUCAGCGACUUUCCCUCAGAAACUUUCUUCCUCAGCCACCCCUGCGAAGGUUGUGCCAGCACGACCUCCACCAGCUGAAGUGAAGAAGGAUGAAAAACGAGAUUAUUCCUUAGAAAACUCCACUCCGUCCAUUCUGCCGGCCUCGAAUAAUUCAGUGGAGAAAAAUUUUAUCAGCCAUACUACCAGCGAGACGCUACCUUCAUCCACUUCGUCGAUUUCACACUCGUCGGUUUAUGAGUUUCGCAGUUUGCCUCCUAAAGGUGUUCCCUCUUCAUCCACUUCAACCACUAAACUUGCAUCUGCUGAUGCUUUUAAUAAAGACAGACGAAGGACUUUUACUACAGGCACCAAACCAUCCGUUUCUUCAAGUGCUCAUUCGUCGAUGGCAACAUCAGUUUCUUCUUCCGUGGAUUCAGAAUGGGUUUCCCGUAAGGAAUACAACGAACUGCUCACUCGCAUAGCCAACCUGGAGACUCGCAUUGCUCAGCUCGAGAAGCGAUGA